AUGUCCUCUAAGAAUGUUCACCCGUCUUCGGCGUUGCUACUGCUUCCCCCACCUCCAUCCUUCGACUUUGGCCCCGUUAAAGAUGUAUUCCAGACCUCGGUCUCGGAUGUUUUGGUCAAGCUCUCCGAGGCACUACAUGGAUCUAAUGGGAUUGCCUCGAUCGAUAUUGCUCUGGCAGUUCCUGGUCUACUUGCUCCAGCUAGCAAGCCCCGGGCAAGAAUCUUCAAGCAACUACAACAUUAUCUCACCAGCAUCUACACUCUGGUGGGGGCAGCCGCGGCAGCUUUGGAUAUUGAGCUAGACUCUCCUGGUGGCAUAGAUGCUCGCGUGGUUUUUGUGGACUCCUCUUCCUCUGCAAUUCGCUCACACUUUGGUCCAACUCUUGAUCUACAGUCACUCGCAGCCUCGGAUCGCGAAUGGGAUCACGUGUUCUAUCCAAGCAAUGAAGCUGGUAAGACGUUAGCCGACGCCUUUGUUAGCUAUAGAAACCAUCAAGCAUCAAAAUUGCGAGCCGUGUCCGUCAACACUAAAUGGGCUGUUCCGAAUCCUCUUUUGAGUCCCGCGCAGGAGGAGCGACUGUCACAGAAUGACUCAACCUCUAAGAACCAGCUGUUAUCAACUCCCCAUUAUUCAGUAGCCGUCGGCGGCACCUUUGAUCACCUUCAUGUGGGCCACAAGCUACUCCUGACCGCCACGGCACUGGUCUUGGAGCCACUCGAAGAGGCAGACCAACGCCGAGAAAGGAUUCUCACCGCAGGUAUCACUGGAGAUGCACUCCUUGUGAACAAAAAGUAUGCGGAAUUUCUCGAGAGUUGGGAGGAACGCUAUCAAAGCACGGCCUCUUUCCUUUCUUCCAUUAUGGAUUUCAGCGGAGGAAGCACCCCACAGCUCGAACGCACCUGGGGAUCCGGCCCCAACGAGAAGACUGUCAAGAUGAGAGUGCGAGCCAACUUGAUUUUCAAUUUUGUGGAGAUUGUCGAUCCCUUUGGGCCUACAAUCACCAUGGAAGACAUUAGCGCCCUUGUGGUCUCCGAAGAGACGCACUCUGGCGGCGAGGCCGUCAACAAUAAGAGAAAGGAAAAGGGCUGGAACGUGCUAGGAGCAUUUGAGGUGGAUGUACUUCAGGCUGGAGCCACGGAGGCCAAUAUCGACUCCAAAAUCAGUAGCACGGACAUCCGACGCCGGCGGAUGAACCUAGCGAAAGUAUGA
Molecule: messenger RNA, 1209 nt
Organism: Penicillium atrosanguineum
Lineage: Eukaryota; Fungi; Ascomycota; Eurotiomycetes; Eurotiales; Aspergillaceae
Product: putative pantetheine-phosphate adenylyltransferase
Exons: 2
Coding region: 1-1209 (402 amino acids)
Biological process (GO): coenzyme A biosynthetic process
Molecular function (GO): dephospho-CoA kinase activity
Source: RefSeq, a predicted model, not a curated record